This is a messenger RNA of Ciona intestinalis (vase tunicate), 3248 nucleotides long. The record is from RefSeq and is a predicted model, not a curated record. NCBI's taxonomy places the organism in Eukaryota, Metazoa, Chordata, Ascidiacea, Phlebobranchia, Cionidae.
UUGUAGUUAAGUGUGUCCAAAGACACAUACACCCACAAUGGUGGCAUUAGGCUUGAAUCGUUCCAAUCUUCACUUACUACAACCACCCACCCCCCAGGACUUGGCAUCGUGUUGUAAGAGCGAGAUAAGCGAGAUCAACGAUGGUUUGGAGGUCAUGUUGUCCGUGCCACGUCGUGCCAAUGAUGCCCUUCACUUGAGUAUGAUGACCGGGUUCGCCGGCGACGUUGCGCAACUUGGCGAGAUCGUCAUGCAAGAAACAUUUCAGGUGGUUGACACAAAGCAAUUAAUCAGGAAAGGUCGAGAACGACAUCUGUUUUUGUUCGAACUUAAUCUAAUUGUUUGUAAAGAAUCGAAAGAUAAUUCGGGAAAAACUAAAUAUAUUUUCAAAUCAAAACAUUCGCUGUGCGAUUUGAAUAUUACAAACAAUGAGAUGCUGGAUGAGAAGUUCGCCAUCCUGUGGGGGGGAAGGUCUGACAACAAACUAACAUUGAAAUCUUCAACAACAGAAGUUAAACAGGAAUGGGUUCGUAAACUAUCGGAACUAAUCCAAGAUUCAAGUUCGAUGAAAGAAAUUCUUCGACCCAAGAUUUAUUCGAGCGGGAAACGUCCGGCAACACUGCUGGAUGAUGAUCGAUGGAGUGUGACCAGUGUUGCCGACAAUAUUUCCCUUAAUUCAAGAUCUUCGGGCAACGAUAUGACACCAGGGGAGCAUGUUAAGGUCGUCGAGGACUACGGAGGUCAUGUGACCGCAAAUCACUUAAGUGUUACCAAACGACAAGUCCUACUAGUGGUGAGUCUGCGUGAUGAAUUCGUGCUUGUACAAACACAAGAUGGCAGCAAAGAGGGUCUCGUUCCAAUCAGCUGUAUAGCGCCACUCGGUGCUACGAGCGCCGACGGCGAACCCGGAAGUGAGGUCACGAGGUCGAAAGGUUACGUGGGGUCAACCGCGACGUUGCCCAACGAGAAACGAUCGGGGUUCCGUAAAUGGUUAACGUCAGCUUCGAGGAAAAAGAUAACGAGCGGAAGUGCGACUGUUUACAAGAUCCCACACCAACAAGUUGAUGAUUCCAAUGAAACGAACACAAGUAGCAUGAAAAAGACGAAAUCCCUUGAGACGCCAAUAAAACCGUCGUCGGUGAAACACCUUGUAUCCGACGGCAACGACGAGGAAGAAGUCUCUCUACCGCCACCUAUGCAGAUCGUCGGAAAUAAACUUGUCGGAAGUCAGCUAUCGUCAGCUUGUUCCCUCGAACCCGAACUUGACUUCAAUCAUUCAAACGACCUCAGACAAGAAAUGGAAAUUAUUUUAAGCGAAAAGUUUUCGAAGUCUCAGCCAAUCAAAACCAUCGACGACGAUGACGAUCGUUUAGCCGAAGACAUUUGGAUGAAAAUGCCGCCUUCAACGAGUGCCACAACAGCCCAACCACACGAUGGCAGCGUCAACAAUGGAUCGGAGCUUCGUGAAACUUCAAUCAUAGGUGACCAACCCCCCCUAGUGGCAGAGAAACCAGCAUUGAAUGAAGUUGAUUUAUCGUUGCAGCGACGCAGAUACGUGUUGAUGGAACUCGUGGAAACGGAGCGCGAAUAUGUGGCGGAUCUUAACACGGUGGCGAACAUGUACAUGACGAAGGUGUUGGAGCGGGGAUUACCCUCACCUGAUAAUGGGAAGGAACGCAUCGUGUUUGGAAAUAUUGUUCGAAUAUUUGAAUGGCACCGAGACACUUUCCUUAAAGAGGUUGAGGCAUGUUUGGACGACCCGGGGAAUAUGGGACGCAUGUUUUGUAAAUACGAGAGGAGAUUGAACAUGUACGUGGUAUAUUGCCAGAACAAACCGUUAUCAGAAUAUCUCGUCCAUAAACACAAAGUACCUUACUUUAGCGAGAUACAAGAUGAACUUGGGACAAAACUGGACAUUACUGAUUAUCUCAUUAAACCUGUGCAAAGGAUCAUGAAAUAUCAACUUUUAUUGAAGGAUUUCCUUAAAUUCACGGAACGAGCGAACGAGGAUUGCACAGAGUUGCGCGCAGCAGUGCACGUGAUGCACGUCGUGCCCAAACUUGCCAACGAUAUGAUGAUGGUAGCAAGGAUGAAGGAUUAUACCCAGGGCAGGAUAGCCGCGCAAGGGAAACUUCUCCUCCACGAAACCUUCAUCGUUAAUUCCGGUUCCAACGAAAAAGAACGAAAAGUUUUUUUCUUCGAACAAUCGGUGAUUUUCAGUGAAUUGAUCGACAAGAAGGUUGAGGAGCGAGGGUUCGUGUACAAAGACAGUAUAAAGAACACAGAUCUUGAGUUGAUUGACAUACCGACGUCAGACGUGAGAUUUAAGUUGCGGAAGCGGGGAUUUCCCGACUCGAUAGAACUCACCGCACCGUCUUGCUCCAUUAAGUCUACAUGGAUGGAUAUUGUGACGCAACAAUUAGACAAUCAACAAAACUUUAUGAAUGCUUUAGCCGAUCCAAUCACGUCACAAAAACAACAACAAAGUAUUUGCAACAGCAACAACAACAACAACAACAACAACAACAACAAUACUUUGCCAUUUCUUUCAACAUUUCGGUCGCAUUUAAACUGUGAGACGGGUGGUGUAGGCACGACAUCAACGAUGUCGUUUCAGUCGCUAGAAGGAGCUAGCGAGCUGACUGCACCACCGGGGUCAAAACAACAAGAUUCGAUUUCGAGCGAAAAAAUAACCGAGGGUUGUUUAUUGAACCGGAACAAUCCCAUUGAACCGCGACCAGCGAGCACUUACCACAUGUUGGCAACAAAGAGCAACAACAAUAGAGGUCCCCACCAAUCAGCGCCAGAUUUAUCGACUAAAACCUCAUUCUGGUCGUCCCCGUUAUCUCCGGCCAAUAUUCGUUCGUCAACCUGCAAGUUCAUCUAUCCUGGUGAUGUCACAAGUUUCGACCAAACAUCCGUAUCGAGCGUUUCAACUUACGGGACGUUACGUUCGUCACACGAGGUGCUAGAGAAGUCGAUGGUCGUUGCAACAAGCGAAUAUAGAGCUGUUCGUGAAAAUGAGAUUUCUGUGAAUAAGGGAGAUCCCCUCGAGAUUAUCGCAACCAAUGCACAAGGUUUAUGUUUGGUACAUAAAGUGGGUGAUGGGGGUACACCCGCUGCUGAGGGGUGGGUACCUGGGGUCGUGGUGGGGCAUGGGGGGGUUUCCCAUCAACGAUCAACACCGCGUGCGGUCAAGCGGAACAAUAAGAAAGGAAACUCAAGGUAGGAAAUAAUUGCCGUCGACGCUG